AAUUGUCACAAUUUUUAACAGUUGUCGCAAACGAUGGACAUCUUAAAGAUCUUGUCCCGGGGGACAAAAAAGUCUGCUGGUCAACCCACUACCCCCAAACCUAUAGCUAAACCGACAAAUCCGCAACUCUAUAAUGAUCCUACUAGAGGUGUGAAGCGCAAGAGAAACGAAGAGUCUGUGUCAAAUUUGGACGCCGAUGAUGAUACCGAGAUUAAUUUCUUCGCACCCCCAAAGGCAAAAAAGCCCAGUCCCGAGCCAGAAACCCGAGAAACCCGAGAAACCCCGAAAGAAAAUGCAUCAAAGCCCGUGCUCGACGAAGAAGAGGUUCGACAAAUCCUUCGGUCGCAUCGAUUGAAAUUCACUCUCUUAUCCUCCCAUGAGGACAAGAGAACAAAGGUAAAGAAAUCGAAGAAGAAAAAGAAGGAGGAUAAAGCCAAAGCUAAAGCAAAAGAUGCAAAAAAACAACUUUCGCCGCAACCGUUGACCUCGUUCUCCGAGCUUCGAUCUACCUACAAUAUUUCGACUAGGCUAGGAGAUAACCUUGUUAAGCAAGGAUAUCGAAUACCUACCGAAGUACAAUUGGGAAGUCUACCAUUAUUGAUACAACCGGAUAGAGCUAUUCCGUCAUCUGUUGUUGAGGAGCUGAACUUCAAGACCAACGAUGGAAUUGACUUCUUGGCGGUCGCUCCCACUGGCAGCGGCAAGACAUUGGCUUUUUUGAUACCGGCUAUCAAUACUAUCCUUCGAAGGAGAGCCGGAGAUGCAGCUCAAAAGGAACAUAUCUUAGAAGUGGUGGUCGUUGCUCCUACCCGAGAACUUGCACAUCAAAUUGUCAAUGAGGGUAGGAAACUUGCGCAAGGCACAGGUGUAAAGAUCGUUGGCAUGAAAAAGGGUAUGCAAAUACCUACGGAAGGCCAGCCAGAAGGUGACUCUAGUGAUGAAGAGGGCUCAGAAAGCGAGCAAGAAGCGGAAAGUUCCGACGAUAAUGCGGAGGACGGCAAGCCACGAAAAGUUGGUCCGACAACAAAAACGGAUAUUCUAAUCACAACGCCGAUGCUUUUGCGAAAUUACCUAAAAUCAAGGACUCUGCCAACGGUCAAAUCUUUGAUUUUAGACGAAGCCGAUGUUCUCCUUGACCCUCUAUUUCGGGAACAGACGCUUGGAAUUUGGUCCGCUUGUACUAACCAAUCUCUACGAUUGACAUGUUGGUCUGCAACCAUGGGAUCUAACGUUGAAGGCUUGAUAUUGGAGCAAUUGAAAUCCAGAGGACCAUCGCAGUCGGCGAUACCCCUCGUCCGCCUCGUGGUUGGACUGAAGGAUACAGCUGUGCCGAGCAUCAAUCACAAACUCAUUUACACUGCUACUGAGCAAGGUAAACUAUUUGCUCUGCGCCAACUCUUACAUCCCAAAGCAUCGGACGACUCAAUGCCGAAAAUGCGACUACCAUUCCUGGUAUUCACACAAUCUAUCGAGCGUGCCACUGCGCUUCAUGAUGAAUUGAAAUUUGACAUAGCGGCGGAAGCCGGCGGUUCGUCUCGCAUUGCGGCUCUACACUCUUCCCUCUCAGAUUCGGCGCGCUCUAACAUUGUUGCCCGAUUUCGAGCAGGCGAGAUAUGGGUCUUAAUCACAACUGACCUUCUCAUGCGAGGUAUUGACUUCCGCGGAGUCAACGGAGUGAUCAAUUACGAUAUACCCACAUCCGCAGCGGCUUACGUUCAUCGAGUGGGGCGAACCGGACGGGCCGGCCAUGAGGGUGGUGUGGCUGUGACUUUUUACACUACCGAAGAUGUCGCUCAUCUAAAGAGCAUAGCAAAUGUUAUUGCUCUCAGUGAGAAGCAGGCCGGGAAGAGCAGCGAGGAAGGCGUACCAAAAUGGCUAAUGGAUUCACUACCAAAGGUCGGCAAGGAAGAAAAGAAGAAAUUAAAACAGAGGGGUGUGGAAUCCCGACGAGGGGACAAGGCCAAGAUCACAACGAAGAGCGCAUGGGAAAGAAGGAAGGAAAACAAUAAGCGUGGUGCUAUUGCUGGGAGCAAAAAGAGGAAAAUUCAGGAAGCUACUAUUGAUACCCAGGGAGGUGAUGAUGGCGAGUGGAGCGGUAUUGACGAUUAAGCGUGUUCUAACACAGCUUUUAUGCUGUGUUGCUUAAAGAGUUAUGCUUGAGGUUUGGCGGUUAAAAUUGCACCCUAGGAUCGCGAUUCAACUUAGAUCAGCGUAUUAAUUCUAUCUUGGCCCAUGUGCGACCGAGAGUCAUACCCUCU
Hypoxylon trugodes is the source of this 2258-nucleotide messenger RNA. Its product is annotated as P-loop containing nucleoside triphosphate hydrolase protein. The transcript has a single exon. The coding region runs from base 34 to 2109 and encodes 691 amino acids. Gene Ontology annotation, biological process: maturation of SSU-rRNA. Gene Ontology annotation, cellular component: 90S preribosome. Gene Ontology annotation, molecular function: ATP binding; nucleic acid binding; RNA helicase activity. The record is from RefSeq and is a predicted model, not a curated record. NCBI's taxonomy places the organism in Eukaryota, Fungi, Ascomycota, Sordariomycetes, Xylariales, Hypoxylaceae.